This is a messenger RNA of Spodoptera litura, 1234 nucleotides long. RefSeq names its product arrestin domain-containing protein 5-like. Lineage: Eukaryota; Metazoa; Arthropoda; Insecta; Lepidoptera; Noctuidae. Gene Ontology annotation, cellular component: cytoplasm. The record is from RefSeq and is a predicted model, not a curated record. Gene Ontology annotation, biological process: protein transport.
UUGCUUUGAAAAUACUUUUUGUCAUACGUCAAUUGAUAUGUCCUAUCUAAAUUAAGUAGUAUACAACGAUCAGAUAAAAUAGUUCCUGAAUAUAAGUAAUCAGUUCGAUAUGAACGACUCAGUAUACUUUUAUCAGUGCUACAGUGCAGACGUUUGCUCCUACAAAUUUCAAAGUUAUAAGAUCAUGGGGGUAACGUGUCAGAUAUUGCUGAAUCCAAUCGAAAACGGCGUUUACAAGGCUGGAGACCCAGUGACAGGAACAUUGAAGUAUUUCAUAGAUAUCCCAACACAAUACAGUAGAAUAACCAUGGCUCUUACGGGAAGAGGAAAAUGCUUAUGGACAGAAUAUUCAAACAGAAGCAAUAGCAAUUUCAACAAUGUCAUUUAUCACAGUAAUAGCGAAGACUAUACGAAUCUGAUGAUGAGCGUAAAUUUGAAUAAGGAUGAGUUCAUAUCAGGCGCCUUCGAAUACCCGUUCCAAUUCGAGCUGCCCAUCAAUAUACCGCCAACUUUCAAAGAUCCAAUCUGUACCAUAGAAUAUAAACUCACUGUGUUGUUCGUAAUAGGAAAUUCUAUAAUACCUCAAAGAGAAUUUGAAGUGGAAAUACCCGUGACCAGUUACGUGGUCUCAUUUUCAUCGGAACCAUUAAUGCUGAAACUGGACAAGAAGCUCUCUUUUAAAAUAAAAAAUAAAAUAAAUGUAAGUGGAGAAAUAAGUAAAACGCACAUAACUCCCGGUGACAGCACCCAACUUGCAAUCGAAGUAAAUAAUAAAACAGGUGCAGAAAUAUCUAUAAGGACUGAACUUAUUUAUUGUUUGACUUAUAUAUCAACUCUUAAUCGCAGGAGAUAUAGAGAAGAAGUCGUAAGAAAUACGACCACAAAGACAGCAGUAGCUGCUAAUGGUGUUUCAAAUCUUAUCUGUGUGGUCCCAACGUAUCAAAAUUUAUGUUCUAUACAACAUUCAAAAAUGUUGAUGGGUGAAUACAAAGUCAGACUCAAAAUUGAAGUUCCUAAACCUCACCGCGAUGCUAGUAUAGAUAUACCAGUAGUGAUUGGUGCAAAAAUGCCUGAUGGUAUAACAGCAGUGCCAGUAGUUCUACCACCUCCGGCGGGGCCCAUGUACCCACACACCAUGUCACAUCAUCCACACGUCAAUAUGAGUUGGUGAUUUCAAACGUAUUUUUUUUUUAGGGAAGAUAUUCAUCGAAUGACUUCUCCCGCCUGGAUGAGG